GAAUGAGUUAUGAGAAAGGGUCAAAGGGGCAUCUUUAGAUUAGUCUACUACCCCCAAUCCCAAAUCCUAGGCUAGGCUGUCUCAUCUCGUGUAUGUCUGUGUUGGAGUUUAACUAAUUGAAAAGCUCUCCUGGAAGCUUGGUCUUCGUGGAUGUUUGUGCAAGAGUGACCCUCACGAUCUUGCCACCUCUCUCUCUCUGUCUCUCUCAUAUUUUGCAUUGAGAGGUUCGGAAUUUCGGAUCACCACAUGACCAUUUCCUUCUUUGUUUGAACUUUCCCAAACAACCCAUCUCUCUAUCUCUCUCCCUUCUUCCCUUGGUGCCUUUUCUUGCUACAAGGGUUACCCUUUGUGGGGGUUUUCCUGAUUUUGUUUUCUAUUUGCCUUUGCGGGAUUCUUUGACCCAAACUCAUCCUUUCAAACUCUUCAUAUUAUUUUUUUUUUUUUCUAUUGGGGCUCCCUCAUUUUUUGUUGUUUGCACUUGAGGAUUCUUCUUAGUGGGAUUUUUGGCUUCUCUUUGUGUUGUUCUUUUAGCUUUGUAAGCACUUUUUUUUUUUUUUUUGAGGGGUGAGUUUAUUAUCUGUGCCAUUUGGUGCCGUUUUGUUUAAUGGGCUGUUGAUGUCUUUGGCCUUUGGAGUGGUUUCAAGUUCGAAAAGCAUGGGUCAUGAGAAAAACAAUGAGGGUGAGGAACACUGUGAACCUUCAAAAACAAAGACAACAGCAAAAGAUGUAGAAAAUGCUCAUGAACAUGAACAUGAACAUGAACCUCAAAAAGGAGGGAUGUUCCGGCAAAUGAGUGAAAGUUCUAUUUAUGGAACUGAGGAUGAAGAAGAUGAGAAGAUAGAGUUGGGUCCUCAAUACACACUCAAAGAACAAUUCGAGAAGGAUAAGGAUGAUGAAAGUUUAAUGAGAUGGAAGGAACAGCUUCUUGGGAGUGUGGACUUCAAUUCUGUUGGAGAAACUCUAGAUCCAGAAGUUAAGAUCUUGAGCCUUGCAAUUAAAUCCCCUGGUAGAGCUGAUAUCUUUCUUCCAAUUCCUGAGAAUGGAAAGCCCAAGGGCUUGUGGUUUACCUUGAAAGAAGGAAGCCGUUACAGCUUGAACUUCACUUUCCAGGUCUGCAACAACAUUGUUUCAGGUCUCAAAUACACCAAUACAGUGUGGAAAACUGGUGUGAAGGUGGACAGCGUAAAAGAGAUGAUUGGAACCUUCAGUCCUCAGGCAGAGCCUUACUCACAUGAGAUGCCUGAAGAAACAACACCAUCUGGCAUUUUUGCUAGAGGAACAUAUUCAGCUAGAAGUAAGUUUAUUGAUGACGACAACAAGUGCUACUUGGAGAUCAAUUACACAUUUGAUAUCCGGAAAGAUUGGCAGCCGGUUUGAACUGAGAGUUUCCCUUCAGUGUUAUUAUUUUGUUACCUGUUCAUUGUUUUUCAAAGCUGAAAUCUGCUACAAUGUUAACACGUCUCAUUUCCAGUGUGGUAUUUGAUUUUCAAUCCUGUCUGAGACCAGCACCUAAACAAUGAGGGGAGGUUUUUUAGGGAAAAAGAAAAAGAAAUUGAUAUUAAUUUGGUAGGUACUUGUUGAUAAAGUUGAGCUUUUGAGGACAACCUCUCUUGUCUGUGUCUCUUUCUCACCCUCUUUUAAUUGUUGUGCAUGCACGUCAGCAUGUUACUUGUUGGUGAUUCAUAAUUUGGGUUGUGGUAACCUUUAUUUCUUUCCUUUGUGGUUGUUAACCAUUCCUGUAGGAGGCUUUAAGAAGUAAUACAUUAAAGGGCUUAUUCCAUGGUUGUA
Messenger RNA from Quercus robur (English oak), 1788 nucleotides. Its product is annotated as rho GDP-dissociation inhibitor 1. Gene Ontology annotation, molecular function: protein binding; Rho GDP-dissociation inhibitor activity. Bases 616 to 1377 code for a protein of 253 amino acids. The record is from RefSeq and is a predicted model, not a curated record. Gene Ontology annotation, biological process: Rho protein signal transduction. NCBI's taxonomy places the organism in Eukaryota, Viridiplantae, Streptophyta, Magnoliopsida, Fagales, Fagaceae. The transcript has 5 exons. Gene Ontology annotation, cellular component: cytosol; membrane; cytoplasm.